UAUGUAGGUUUUCUCCCCUCUGCAGCAUCAGAUCUACAGAUCUGAACCCGACAAAGACAAAAUCUUAUUUCUAAAGCGUCACACACAUAUGUAACGGGCGCAUAUCAGACAACAGCGCUGGUUUAUCUCCCACAGAGUGCACUUUGGCUCUGAGAGCAGCAAGUCAACACAUUAACACUCCUAUAUAAACAGCUGAGGCCCGCGGUGCAGCCGACUCCGUCGUCUUGUCACAACCUUUUCUGGACGGGAACAAUCUAAAGCAUCAUGAACAAGCUGCUGGUUGUUACUGUGCUUGUUGCCUUUCUUGCUCUCAGCGUCGAAAGCUUCCGUGUGCCAAGGCAGGCCGAGGAAGACGAGGGGACUCUGACCCAAAUCACGGGAGCCGUUAAGUCCUAUUACGACAGCGCUGUCAACACCGUCAGCGGCUACGUGGAAAGCAUCAAAGAUCUGAAGCUGGAAGAGAAAGCAAAAAACCUUUACCAUGAAACGACCACAGUUUUGGGCACCUACGCCGGCAUUGCGCACGACCAGCUUUACCACUUUUUUCACCAUUAAUGUUCUGAACUUCCUCAGCUCCGUUGUCUGACCGUUAAAGACCAUUCAAAGGCCCAAACAGCGACAUGAAUCCAAGAAACUUUGACGCAGGACAGCUCAGAUCCAUGGACUAUCAUAUCUUACCUGCUGAAGAUCACCAUUUGAGUAUUUGAGUGGAGAAAAAUGGUUUUGUUUCUAACUGGAUUGAUAAGCUAAAGGCUAGUUGCAGUUUGCCAUCUUAAAACAACUUUAUCUGAAAUGUUCCUUAGUGAUUCAGGCAAAUUCUUCCUUAUCUACCUUUACACUGAUGUAAAGUAUGCAUUAUAUGAUCAUUCUAGCAGAAAUUUUAUGAAAUUACACCUGGAAGGGAAGCUAGUGGAUUUAGCUAUGCUGCUAAGCUAAGCUAAGCUAGGCUAAAACAACUAACAAAGUUAACACAAUAUGUGCAGUUCUUAUCGGACUCUAAAAAUAAGCAUUAUUGUUUUAUCUUAUUGGCAGAUAUAUAUGCUAGCUAGCUAGCUAGCUUACCUAUAGUUUUUCUGUAACCAUAGAAGAACCAUGAAACAAAACUAAUUACAUUAGUGUAAAGUUGAUUAAAUAGCUUGGAUUAAUUUUGUAGAGAGCAGAGUUGUUUAAUGACAGCAGUAACAUGAUUCACUGUUACUAGUGGUUAGCUCAUCAAUCUGAUCAAAGUUAAUCUGUUUCUCUAAAGCAAGUUGGUCAAACCAUCAUUUCCUUUGGAUAAAUUGUUAAAAUGUCUGUAACUUUUGCACAGAAACCCACUAAAACCACCUCAAACAGCAGCUACAGACGUGAUGAACGCUCUACUCUUUAUGGUAGUUUCUCAGGAGGGGUGGGGCCUCAACUAAACACUCAACUUCCUCCUUAAAAACAUCUCUAGCACCAGCUACUGGUGAUUUGUUUCUUCAUCGUUGCUUCAGCCGUUCACACAGAGUACAUUUACAUAUUUGUGUCACAUCAUAAAAUAAAGUAUUUAUACACAAAA
Molecule: messenger RNA, 1540 nt
Organism: Nothobranchius furzeri (turquoise killifish)
Lineage: Eukaryota; Metazoa; Chordata; Actinopteri; Cyprinodontiformes; Nothobranchiidae
Gene: apoc2
Product: apolipoprotein C-II
Biological process (GO): lipid transport; lipid metabolic process
Cellular component (GO): chylomicron
Molecular function (GO): enzyme activator activity
Source: RefSeq, a predicted model, not a curated record